AUGGCUGACCGCAGCCGUGGAACGACGACAAACUUCAACAGCAGCACUGGAAGCACCUCAUCCCGUCCCCGGGCCAGCGCCACUCUGGCCGGGGUUCGUCGCAACCUCUUUCAGACUCAGAAUGCAAAGCCACGGCGGCCUGUAGCUCCAUCCACACACUCUGCCGAAACGCUGAGGAUUGAGGCCGAAGCGCCAGCCCCAGACACCUCAGAAAUCGUCGUUCGCGAUCGCCAUGGAGAGAUCGAAUUCGGAGAGCCCCCUUCCCCCGAUCUAGAGGAUGAAGAGGAGUUGCCGCUAGACGACCAGCAGGAAACGGAGCAGGAAAGGCAAAGACUAGCAGACGCAGUUAAGCACCAUCAAAUCAACAGCAGCUCCAUGGCCGAACAACCAGAAGAACUCCUCGAGGCCGUGAGGGCAAGUCUCCGUGCUAAAGUAGCCGCUCUCUCAGAAGACAAUUGGAUGUAUGAGCCAGAGGAGCAAGUUCGCACGCUCUGA
Clonostachys rhizophaga is the source of this 495-nucleotide messenger RNA. NCBI's taxonomy places the organism in Eukaryota, Fungi, Ascomycota, Sordariomycetes, Hypocreales, Bionectriaceae. The record is from the annotation of a GenBank genome assembly.